ACGUAAACAUUAGUUACGGUCACUUUACAGCCAUAGCAUCUUGUUUUGUUUUAAUAAAUUUAGUUUUUAAUAUUUUUAAACGCACAAAUAACAAGAAGGAUAUAUGAUGUUGAGAUUAACAAGCUGCGCCCUGUUGUUGCUCACGCUAAACGUAUGCGGGAGCUGGGCCAUACGCUGCUACCAGUGCUCAUCGGAUCAAGAUCGCAAGGGCCAUGACAGCUGCGGUGCCUACAAAGCGUUCAAUCGCACCGAACACAUUUCCAUUGAGUGCAACAGCGAUGAAUCCCAUAUGCCAGGCUCCUUCUGCAUGAAGGUCAUACAGCAGGGACCACGAGGCUUUAUCUGGGACGGUCGCUGGCGCCAGGUAAUACGCCGUUGUGCCUCUGUUUCGGAUACAGGUGUCACAGGUGUCUGCAACUGGGGCGUCUAUGAGAAUGGCGUCUAUUGGGAGGAGUGUUAUUGUUCCAGCGACAGCUGCAACGGUUCCGGCUUAACAAAGAUUCACAAAUCUCUGCAGUUGCUGCUUGGCUUCGCAAUGAUGGCAGGCGUAGCCAAAUUCAUGCGCAGCUAGAGAGCUCGUCCAGCUGCCUUCAACAAAGUGCCUUCAGCUAAUUGGAAGCUCCUAUCAAACUUAGUUUAAGCAAAUUUUAUACACACCGCUACACAUUCCGUCCACCUUUUGUAUUUAAUUAUAAGCCACAACAGUUGUACACUUCGAAUCUCGAAAAGAAAUGAUAAAACUCAUGUUUGACAAAGCCAAAUGUAUAUAUAGU
Drosophila hydei is the source of this 773-nucleotide messenger RNA. RefSeq lists its product as uncharacterized. Gene Ontology annotation, biological process: positive regulation of voltage-gated potassium channel activity; regulation of synaptic transmission, cholinergic; sleep. The transcript has 3 exons. The coding region runs from base 104 to 571 and encodes 155 amino acids. The record is from RefSeq and is a predicted model, not a curated record. NCBI's taxonomy places the organism in Eukaryota, Metazoa, Arthropoda, Insecta, Diptera, Drosophilidae.